AUGUUCUCGUCCCCCCUCCACCAAGCCUCCCGCCCAAGAUUUCUCUCAUCGCUGAUCACCACUCACAUCCGCACCAAGAUGCUCAAAUCCAAAAUGGCCACCAUCCUCAACAAUAAUACUGGACGACAAUUUCUGAAAGCACCACGUAUUCACUGGAUUCUGGACUGGGACUCGACAAUCACAACACACGACACAUUAUCCACACUCGUCAACAUCGCCGCUACAUCCUCCUCCCCCUCCUCUUCCUCGUCAUCACCACCACCACCACACCAGCCAACCACAAUUCCAAAACAACAGCGCAUCGAAACCCAAUGGCAAAACCUCUCAAAAGCCUACAUGCAAGACCUGAAAAGCAGCACCACGGACCAACAUACCGAGAACAAAAACGACGACGACGACGACAAGGGAACCACGCCCUUGGAAAAGGAAAUCCAAACCCUCAUCCACCAAGAAUCCAUCGAAGCAAGAUCGCUGCAGCGCGUCAUCUCCUCGCGCAUCUUCGCGGGGCUGACGGACCGCGAUAUCUGCCACGGCGCCGCGAGAGCCGUCAGGGACGGCCGCGUCGAGAUCAGGAAAGGGUUUUGGGAGUUUUAUUCGAGAUUUUCGCAUUCUGGCUCGGGCGUGGAAGGGGGAAGGGAGGAAAAGAAGGCGAAGGAGGGAGAGGGGGGAGAUGGUGCGGAGGUGACGGUGUUGAGCGUGAAUUGGAGUCGCACGUUUAUUCUGGCGUGUCUACGGGCGUAUCUUGCUUCUCCCUUCGCUGCUGCUUCGAGGUCUGCUGGGCCGGAGUCGGUACGGAGUGAGCAUGGGGGCAGUGGUGAGGGAGGAGGGUUUGAUGUCAGUGUCGAUAUCGAUGUCGUAUCCAACGAACUCUCCAACCUCCAACCCCAACCCCAGAACUCCAGCCUACCAACUCAUGAAGGUAGUAAGACUAGUGGUACAUCAACAGGAUCCAUCCACUCCACCUUCGCCACCACCACCAACCCUUCUCCGUCGCUUAUCCUGAGUUCACGACAUAAACUCGCAAUCCUUAAUUCCCUUGCUCCCCCAAAAGACAAACAACAAGGUUUGAGAAUCUACAUUGGCGAUAGUCCGACGGAUUUCGAGUGCUUGUUAGCUGCGGAUAUAGGGAUCUGCAUGCGGGCUUUGCGAACUUCCCGUUCAAACUCAGAUAAGAGUGCCGAGGAAGACGAAGAUGAGAAUGAUGGUGGAGAGUUAAGUCGGAUGAUGGAUAGAGUAGGGGUGAAGUGUGUGCGGUUGAGGGAUUUUGACGCCAGAGGUUUGGAGAGAGAGAUGGAGGGAGAUCAGGGGAGCGAGAAGGUCGUUGCGUGGGUGAGGGAUUUUGAGGAAGUUUGUGAGUGGGUUGAUCGGAUGGGUUGGGGAAGGGAAGGAACUGAGGGAGGGUUGUCUGGGUCAGGCCGAUGA
Molecule: messenger RNA, 1422 nt
Organism: Periconia digitata
Lineage: Eukaryota; Fungi; Ascomycota; Dothideomycetes; Pleosporales; Periconiaceae
Source: the annotation of a GenBank genome assembly